Molecule: messenger RNA, 1261 nt
Organism: Micropterus salmoides (largemouth bass)
Lineage: Eukaryota; Metazoa; Chordata; Actinopteri; Centrarchiformes; Centrarchidae
Gene: dnali1
Product: dynein, axonemal, light intermediate chain 1
Exons: 6
Coding region: 109-876 (255 amino acids)
Cellular component (GO): filopodium; axoneme
Molecular function (GO): dynein heavy chain binding
Source: RefSeq, a predicted model, not a curated record
UGACAACGCAAACUGAGCACGAAGUUUUUGUCAACAACGCCGAUAAUCUUGUGGCUGAAGCCCCACACCAGCCAAGUGCAUAGCUUAUUAUUUUCACAGUAAAACACAAUGAUUCCACCAGCCGAGUCUCUCCUGAAAUACGACAAUCCAGUUUUGGUCAGCAAAAGCACAGACAGAAAAUCACCAAAGGGACGCCCGUUGAAAGUAAGCCCUCAGCAGCCUGCUAUCUCUACCCCUGUUCCACCACCUCCUAAAUCAAAAUCCACCUCUUCUGAGUCCACCAAGCAGGAAAAUGAGGAGAUCCUGAACGCCAUCCUUCCACCCAGGGAAUGGAUGGAAGGAAAUCAGCUGUGGGUGCAGCAAGUGUCCAGUGCACCUUGUACAAGAACAGAUGUUAUUCACCUAGAGGAACUGCUGGACACAAAGCUGCAGCAAAGGCAGGCCAGAGAAACAGGAAUCUGCCCUGUCCGCAGGGAGCUCUAUUCACAGUGCUUUGAUGAACUGAUAAGACAGGUGACCAUCAAUUGUGCCGAGAGGGGUCUUCUGCUGUUGCGGGUUAGAGAUGAGAUUCAAAUGACUAUUGCUGCCUACCAGACACUGUAUGAAAGCAGUGUGGCUUUCGGUAUGAGGAAAGCACUGCAGGCUGAGCAGGGCAAAGCUGACAUGGAGAAAGAAAUUUCUGAUCUGGAGAAUGAGAAACAAGACCUGAAGAAGCAACUGAACGAACAGAAAGCUAAAUGUGAUGCAAUUGAAAAAAGAGAAAAUGAAAGGCGAUUGGUGGAGGAAAAGAAGCACGCUGAAGAGAUUCAGUUCUUGAAGAGAACCAACCAGCAGCUCAAGACCCAGCUGGAAGGAAUCAUUACACCAAAGAAGUAACUACGACAAACAAGAACUGAGUUGCCGUAUCCCAGCACAGAAUGCUACUGAAUUUGUUUCUAAAUAAUAUCAAUUAAUGUAAACUUAACAGAGUGUUAUUAGCAACCAUUUUAUUUUUCCAAACAGCAUGACAUGACAAGUACAGUUCUAACAAUUACUGUACAUUUCUCUUGAACAUCAAGAGAGCAUUACACCUGUAAAUGAUGAAUGAAAUAUCAUUCAAAAACAAUUCUAGGUUGAAGGAAAAAUAAAGUUGGAAAGGCAAGAUACAAACAGUCACUUCCCUGAAGGAAAGUCAAGAUAAGGCCACUUGAUUAAGACCAUUUAACAUGUAGUUAGCAUUCCACCUUCUGUCAACUUUACAUUUUCAAUAAAAACAUGACAU